AAGCUUCUUGAUGUUAUCCAAAACUUUUAUUUUGCAUAACUUUUUAAAAAAAUAUUUUUACUCUUAUUAUCACACAAUAAUGUGUAGUUAUUAAAUUUAUAUUUAAAAUUACAUUUAAUAUUAAAUGCAUGGACCUGAAAAUUAAAAGUAUAAUAAUUACACAAUACUUCAUAAAAACAUAUUAAGUAUUUCUAAGUUUAUGUUCCAAGUUAUUUUGAAACAAGUUUUCGACCGAAUAUUUUUUACAACAGAUAUUAUGAAAAAACAUUAUCAGUAAAAACAAUUUAAUAGAGUUCUGUGUCUUAUAUAAUCAAUGUAAUGGUUUUGAGUGUAUUCAAACAUUUACCGUCAAUCAGAACUAAAUUGAAGAAUUUCUUAUCAACCAUGACAAAUCCUAUAGUGCAAAUAAAAGAUGGUCAAUUGAGAGGAAACAUACUUAAAUUAUUUGAUAAUUCUGAAUACUACAGCUUUAAAGGUAUACCAUAUGGACAGGCACCAGUGGGAAAACUCAGGUUCAAGGCUCCUCUACCCAUACAACCUUGGAAAGGUAUCCGCGAUGCAACAGAACAUGGUUCUGUGUGUCCACAAUUUGAUGUUUACACCAGACAAUUGAACUUAGGGAGCGAGGACUGCUUAUUCCUUAAUGUAUACACAAAAUCAAUAAAUCCUAACGCUAAUAAACCAGUAAUGGUCUUCAUACAUGGUGGUGCUUAUAUGUUUGGUUCCGGUGAUGACACUCUACUUGGUCCUGAAUUCCUAGUGCAACAUGAUAUUGUAUUAGUCACAAUUAACUAUAGAUUGGAGGUAUUUGGAUUCCUCUGUCUCGACAUACCUGAAGUACCAGGGAACGCAGGAAUGAAGGACCAAGUACUAGCUAUGCAAUGGGUUAAGAAUAAUAUACAACAAUUUGGUGGUGAUCCUAAUAAUAUAACGAUUUUUGGUGAGAGUGCAGGAGCUACAUCUGUAACGUACCACUUACUAUCGCCGAUGUCAAAAGGACUAUUCAAUAAAGUAAUAGCUCAAAGUGGAACUUGCACUGUAGAUUGGGCGCAAACGAUAGACGCUCAAGAUCGAGCUUUUAGGCUAUGCAAAGUACUUGGUAAAGAAACUAAAGAUCCUAUAGAAGCUUUGGAGUUUUUACAAAGUGUGCCGUCUAAGGAUUUAAUACGAAAAACAUUUAAAACUAUGACAAAAGAAGAGGAACACAGAGGAUUACCAAUGCAUUUUGUGCCUGUUGUAGAAAAAUUUGAUAACGCCUUUCUUUGUGAAAAACCACAAGAUUUAUUAGUUGCUGGCAAAGUUCAUAAUGUACCGCUCAUGAUUGGAUACAAUAAUAAGGAAGGAAUGAUAUCUCUUCCUAUAGAGAUCGCAAAAUUAGAAUAUAGGAAUAAAAUUCCAUCAUCCUAUAUACCGAGGAGCAUUUGUAACAACAUUACUGCUGAUAAACUUAAUGAAUAUGGUAAAAGAGUCAAAGAGUUUUAUUGUAACGGUGGUGAUUUUAAAUCUGAAGAAGUCGAUACAGUAUGUUCCGUGCUGUCCGAUGUAUAUUUUGUCAGUGCGAUACAUAUUUUUACAUAUAAUUAUGCAAAAAUCUCCCAAUCUGUGUACAUGUAUCGAUUUAAUUUUGAUACCGAGUUGAAUUUACUUAAAUCCAUAAUGGGUUUAAAUAUGACAGGAGCAUCACAUGCUGACGAAUUGUUUUAUAUCUUCUCUUGUAGUUUCAAUAGAGACAUGUAUCAGGAGAAUAAAGAACUAAAGGAAAUUGUGGAUCAAGUUACUAGGAUGUGGACGGAUUUUGCUAAAAGCGGGAAUCCAACAUUGAACAGUCCUCAAAUUAAAUGGAAUCCAUACACCACAAAUGGGAAGGAAUUCUUAAAUAUUGACGAGACCUAUUCUACUGGAAAGUAUGCGGAUAAAGAAAAUGUGGAAUUUUGGAACAAAUUGUAUCAAGAAGCUGGUUUGAUGCAUAUUAAUAAAAGUAAAUUGUAGUUACUAGUUAGUGAUUAAUUAGAAUGGUCAGUAGAUAGAUAUCAUAUAGGUAUGGUAGAUAGAUGUAUGUAUAUAAAUUACUAGCUGUGAUAUAUAGCCUUCCUCGAUAAAUGAGCUAUCUAACACCGAAAGAAUUUUUCAAAUCGGACCAGUAGUUCCUGAGAUUAGCGCAUUCAAACGUUUAAACAAACAAACUCUUCAGCUUUAUAAUAUGAGUAUAGAUUAAUUAAGAUGUAUUUUAUAUUAUUCUUAUGAGGAAUAGUUUUAUAUCUUUAUAUGUUUAUAAUUGUUAAAUAUAUACAUUAUACAUAUUAUGUUAUUUAAAUAUAAAAUCAUUUUUUAAUUAUUCCUUAACAUUAUCUUUUACGGUUAAGUUUUUGUAGUGUUUCUUUAUACUUUUAAUACUAGAACAACAUUAGAUUUUCUGUUAGUGCAAACAUAAAAUAUCCCCUUUUUCGUCAGAAUUUGUAAGAUUUAAAUAAAAGUGAUAAAUUAAAACCGUACGUAUUUAUAUGUACGUUAUAUAAUCAUAAUAGGCCCGGCCCUUCUUGGUGUAAAAAAAUAAGGAUUCAUUCUAUUUAUAUCAAGAUUGUGUUAUUGAUAAUUAUAAAAAAGUGAACGUAUUUACUUAUUAUAAUUCUUAUUUUAAUUAUGUACACAGAAGUUUAUCUUAA
Messenger RNA from Colias croceus (clouded yellow), 2663 nucleotides. Its product is annotated as esterase FE4-like. Lineage: Eukaryota; Metazoa; Arthropoda; Insecta; Lepidoptera; Pieridae. The coding region runs from base 319 to 1989 and encodes 556 amino acids. The transcript has 4 exons. The record is from RefSeq and is a predicted model, not a curated record.